Trichoplusia ni (cabbage looper) is the source of this 4623-nucleotide messenger RNA. RefSeq names its product long-chain fatty acid transport protein 4-like. Lineage: Eukaryota; Metazoa; Arthropoda; Insecta; Lepidoptera; Noctuidae. Gene Ontology annotation, molecular function: long-chain fatty acid transmembrane transporter activity; long-chain fatty acid-CoA ligase activity. Gene Ontology annotation, biological process: triglyceride homeostasis. The record is from RefSeq and is a predicted model, not a curated record. Gene Ontology annotation, cellular component: endoplasmic reticulum. Bases 449 to 2404 code for a protein of 651 amino acids. The transcript has 12 exons.
UUGAAAUCGGUUGACAAUGACAUGAUUACGUUAUACAUUGCGGCAUUACCCUACUUUGUUCGAGGACAAAAGCGAGCCCUUAUAAUUUUGGCAUUAUUUACCAAAUGUCAGCUGGAUAAUAUCAUUUAUGACAACUUUCGUGUUUAUUGAUGAUCACUGAAACAAGGCUUGUGAAAGUUAAAUACAUUUAUUCAUACACAGGGACAGCGAAUAUUUGUUACACUGACUAAAAGUGUUACAAAGGACUUACAGUUAUUGUACAACUAGUUGUUAAAGGACUACGAAAUCUGUUUACUACAAGUCCGGUAUCAAUCAUAACAGAUAUAGGUUCCUAACAAUUGAGCGAGUGAAUGAAUAAAACAAAAUUAAUGCUAGAUAACGGCGCGCAACCGUCACAGUGGGUCGCCGUUCAGCAGUUAGACGCAUUUCGUUGCGAAAGGCGGUCGUGAUGGUGCUCGUGCUGGCCGCGGUCGCGGCUGCUUGCGCCGCUGUUUGGCUCUCACAAGGAUUCCUUUGUAUGUUUGUGGCAUUCGUAGUUCUCGGUGUGUUAUAUCUCCUUGCAUUUCAUUCAAGAUGGUGUUACGUCGCAUUAAAAACUGCCCCGAGAGAUUUAAGAGCCCUUUUUUCAUAUGUAAAAAUCCUUUGGAUAACUAAGAAGUUUGCCCGUAAUGAAGUGACAAUACCAGAUUGGUUUCACGAAGUGGUGAACAGGCAUCCUGAUAAGCCAUGUUUCUUGUUCCAAGAUGAAGUGUGGAGUUUUAAAGAGGUGGAAGACUACAGUUUGCGGGUAACAGCAGUGCUUAAAGCGCAAGGUAUAAAGAAGGGUGAUAUUGUUGGGCUACUGGUGAACAACUGUCCGCAACAGCCGGCUCUAUGGAUGGGCAUAGCGCGGCUGGGCGCUAUAACACCCCUGAUCAACACCAACCAGCGCGGCAACGCUCUCAUACAUUCUAUAAACGUCGCAAAGUGUGAUGCACUGAUCUUCUCCGAUGAGUACCAACCUGCAAUCCAAGAUGUAGUAAAAGAACUAAGUCCGUCAUUAAAGCUGUACAAGUUCAGUCACCGGCCCUUGAACACGUCGAAUGCGAAGUCCGAAGGCGGUGGUGACGCGAUCACGGACUUUACCAACUUGCUGGAGACCACGCCACCAGCGCCCUGGACCUUGGCCAACGCUGAUGGCUUUCAAGGCAAACUCCUGUAUAUCUACACAUCUGGAACCACAGGGCUUCCUAAGGCUGCUGUUAUAUCAAAUGCCAGGUUUGUUUUCAUGGCGACUGGUCUCCACUAUAUGGGCUUAGAAGGCCAGGAGGUCCUGUACUGUCCUCUGCCUUUAUACCACACCGCUGGAGGAGUGAUCAGUGUGGGUCAAGCGCUGAUAAUGGGCGUCACUGUAGCCCUCAAAGCCAAGUUCUCAGCUUCUCAGUACUUCCCCGACUGCAUCAAAUAUAAUGCGACGGGUGCUCACUACAUCGGCGAGAUGUGCCGCUACGUGCUAGCGACGCCGCCAUCGCCGGCAGACACACAACACAGAGUACGAGUCAUCUACGGCAACGGACUCAGACCACAGAUUUGGAAGGACUUUGUGAAAAGGUUUAAUAUUAAAUCGGUGUCAGAGUUCUACGGCGCGACUGAAGGAAAUGCCAACAUAGCGAAUACGGACGGCACACCGGGAGCCAUCGGUUUCGUAUCCCGUAUCUUCCCCAGCGUGUACCCGAUAGCCAUCAUCAAAGUCAACCAAGAGACUGGCGAGCCUGUAAGGAAUGCUAUGGGGCUUUGUCAAUUGGCACAACCCGACGAGCCUGGUGUUUUCAUCGGUAAGAUCCAGUCUCACAACCCAGCGCGCCAGUACCUCGGCUACGUGGACAAAGACGCGUCGGAGAAGAAGGUCGUCAGGGAUGUGUUCCAGUUUGGAGAUGCGGCAUUUAUAUCAGGUGACAUCUUAGUAGCAGAUGAGCUGGGCUACUUGUUCUUCCGCGACCGCACGGGGGAUACAUUCCGCUGGCGCGGGGAGAAUGUCUCCACGACGGAGGUGGAGUCCGCAAUCUCGAGAUUCGCGGACCAUCGAGAUGCCGUCGUCUAUGGAGUUUUGGUUCCAAACACGGAGGGUCGCGCUGGCAUGUGCGGUAUAGUAGACGUGGAUGGUACGCUUGACUUAGUGAAGCUGGCGACCGACCUGGCUCGCGACCUGCCCGUGUACGCCCGGCCUGUGUUCCUCAGGGUCAUGGAUAGCGUGGAUAUGACUGGUACAUUCAAAAUGAAGAAGACUGAUCUGCAAAAGGAUGGUUUCGAUCCGAAACUGGCCAAAAACGACAAACUAUACUACUUAGAUCUAAAACAAGGUCGAUACCUACCACUAGGGGUGGAAGAGUACGAAAGAAUCAUAAGUGGACAAAUUAGGCUGUGAUCCAGACAAUCUGUUGUUUUUCAGUGUUGUUAUUAAUUGAUAGUAGCAUAAAUAGUACGCUUUGUCUUUUGAAGCGAUUAUAAAUGUUAAAGGUACCUUCCUUCAUGGUAACUUAGAACCUACACGAGAAACUUUUUGUAUGAGCCGAGCUGUUGCUGUACGCUUUCAUACGGGACAAUAAAAAUGAAUACUUUAUCUAAAUAAUUAUAAGUAGUCUAAAACUGAAAGAGAACGUGCUACUUUCUGCAUACGAUAAGAAAAUUAUGUCGUAUGUAUUCAUUUAGAUUCCUGUACGGUUGGCGUUAAAGCACAAAAUAUCAAUUAUAAUUAACAAUAGCAAAUAGUUGAAGAAACCAUGAAUGUAAUUUAAUGUAAUAUCAACUUAUCAAAAAAAAGAUUAGGUGUUAUGUCAUUGACUAAAUAAACCCGAUUUUAGUAAUGAUCUUCCUCCUGUCUAGAGCUAAACUCGUCCCUAAUUUCUGAAAGUUUUAUUGUAAUCUGUUGUCAUGUAUUCUUAUCACAAAUGUGAUCUAUCAAAAGAUUAAAUACCAACUAAACAAAAAAAAAAUUACAGCACUUGGCAUGUACAUGUAUGGCAGAUGAUUAGCUAUUUCUUAUUUUGAUCAUCUUUUCGUAAACCAAGGACUUGCAGUCUUUACAAUAGUUUGUGGGUAGAGGAAAAAGAAUAGCGAGCCAUGAUUAUUUAUAUCAAUAUCAAAUAUUUCAUGCACAAAGGCGGAUUUGAAACAAAUAUAUUAAUUAAUCACUGAGUUCAAAUCAUGUUGUAAGGUAAGCGCCCUUUUCACGCUAAAAUCCUUUUUUUAAAUGCUCAUAGAAACGUUUUUUUUUUUGUUACUGUUUAGGCAGUUUUUGUAUGCUAGGUAAACGGCAUACAAAAACAUUAUAUUUAGUAGAUAAAAUUUACAAUCUAUCGCGACCUUACUUGUAUUACACGUAAACUAAGUAAACCAUUAAGGCUGCUUCGAAUCAUACAUUCUUAAAAAGAUAUGUAGUGUUAUCAUUAGCAAUACUCCUUAAUGUUGUUGCUAAAAAAAUAAUUUUAGGAGGCGAGGGAAUCUAUGAAUUUAAUAUAGCAUUUUUAUCGAAAUAAUCGGGGAAUACGAUCAAAUUUUCCGUUUGAUAUACUUUAUACAAUUAUUUGCGUAGAAAAAGCUUUUUAUGACAAAAAGGACACUUUUUUAUGACCUGUCGACAGUGUUAGUGUUAGUCCACCUUUCCGGACAAGAUGAAAACAAUCUUUCUGUGAAAAGAAAAGCAAUGUGUUUGUUUUUCUUAGCUAUAUAGGCUAUUCCUACAUCUUAACAGAUACAAUUUUAUAAAUACGUGUCAGAAUAUUCGAAUAAAAUUAUUGAUGUUAUUAUUAUUUAAUUUUUAUCUUACUUAUAGUCAGUGUGAAAGCCGAAUACUAAAAGAACCUUAAUUUUAAGAGGCGAUUGAACGACACAAUCUUUUCUAUGUCUUACGAACUAAAAAGAAAUCUUGAGGCGAAUUAAUAAUUAUUUGAUGUAACCAUUUACUCACAAGUAUUUAUUUGGAUAGACCGACUACUUUCGGACUUGCGGAUCCAAUUAGACUCCUUAAUCAUGAGGUGCGCCUAAAUGGUGAGGUGAGUAAAUCGAACAUAGACCUUAAUGAAAGUUGAAGCCCUCAAGUCUGAUGCCGUCACUGUCAAUUUACUGUGUCUAGAAGAGACAGAUGUACAUCUGAGACCGUCUUAAAAUUAAGUUUCUUUCCAGUAUUCGGAAGUAAGACAUCCAACCAACUCUAUACCUCAUUUCUCUUCAAAAUGUUACUUUGUUAAUACUUUUCAUGAGUAAAAAACAAGGCUUUGUAAAAAGUAUUGUACUUAAACAGUGUCUCUGGUGUGGGAAUAUUAUUAUUCUUUCAAUAAUGUUGUAUUUAGAUUAAGUCGUCACAAUGUUAUUUUUUUUAUUCAAUAAUCGAAAAUUCUCAUUAUUAUAAUUUUAUAUAAAUAUACACCCGAUAUGAAGGUCUUUCAUAAAUACUUGCCUUGUAUAAACUAUAGUAGCUAAUUUUAUUUACGUUUUUACAAAUUCAAAUAAAUUUCGGUCUUAAUUGAGACUAAGAUUAUUUUGUUGUCAAUUUUAUUAUAUUUUUGUUGUAUGAAUUAGAUUCUAAGAUUAUUUAAUGGUAUGGGAUAUGUUGGAAAAACUACAUUAAAUGUAUAUUUUCAUACA